Messenger RNA from Sapajus apella (tufted capuchin), 724 nucleotides. Its product is annotated as general transcription factor 3C polypeptide 1-like. The record is from RefSeq and is a predicted model, not a curated record. NCBI's taxonomy places the organism in Eukaryota, Metazoa, Chordata, Mammalia, Primates, Cebidae. Gene Ontology annotation, biological process: transcription initiation at RNA polymerase III promoter; 5S class rRNA transcription by RNA polymerase III. Gene Ontology annotation, molecular function: DNA binding. Bases 133 to 540 code for a protein of 135 amino acids. Gene Ontology annotation, cellular component: transcription factor TFIIIC complex. The transcript has 2 exons.
AAAGUAUCAGUCACAGCCUCUGCAUCCACAUACCCUGACCGGCUGGAGAACCCUACUCACCCUCGCCAUGCUGUGUUGCAGACUUUUCACCUCUCUUGGGAGUACAAGGACCAUGUUCUCGUGAAGGCCUUCAUGGAGUGCAAGAAGAGGAGCUUGGUCAACCGGUGCCAGGUCAACCACAUGCUGGGCCCCAAGAAGAACCAGGCCCUGCCCUUCAUGCCAAUGUCCUACCAGCUGUCCCAGACCUACUACAGGAUUUUUACAUGGCAGUUUCCAAGCACCAUCUGCAAGGAGUCAUUCCAGUUUUUGGACAGAAUGCAGGCUGCCAGCAAGUUGGACCAGCCUGAUCAUUUCUCUUUCAAAGACCAGGAUAAUAACGAGCCCACAAAUGACAUGGUGGCCUUGGACGGCCCUGGAGGAAGUUGUGUGGCCGUCCUGACCCUCUUCUCUCUGGGCCUUAAUUCCGAGGACGUCAGGAUCCCAGAGCAGAUCAUCGUGGUAGACAGCUCAAUGGUGGAGAAUGAGGUCAUCAAAAGGUAAGAGCCCGGUGUCCGCGACAUCGGGUCUGGACAUGUGCUAGGCAUUGGCCAGACACAGAUGAGCAGGGAUCAGCAGUGCCUUCUGGGAGCUUGCAGGACAGGCUUUGCAGAUGAGUGACUGGGGAUUACAGUCCAGUCCAAGGCAUCCUCUGCUGGUGCCUCCCGGGUGCUAUGGGAAUCCACCA